AGAGCCCUUAUCCAUACUCAAUACACUCCAGAAUUCCCUUCAGCUUGCAAUUUCUCCUUUGUUCUUAAACAAUCCCUUUACAUAAAAACUCAAUUAAAAAUAAAGAAAGCUUUUGUCAACUAUCAUUUAAUGGAUUGAUUUCGCAGACGAUGCUUUUCAUUUUCUGAUUUUGGAAUUUCCAGAUCGAAAUACUUCCGCCCAGUCUUGAUUCGCACAAAUAGGUGUGGAAUUUUUAGAGAGAAUAUGUCCAAAUACCAAGCAGACGAUGCCGAAUACAUGGCGGAUGAAUAUGAAAUGGAAAAUGUUGAUGAUGAGUUUCGUGGUAGAGAAAUGGGUGGCUCAGAAUCUGAUGCUGAUGAAUAUGACCACUUGAAUAGUAAGCUAGCCGAUACUACUGCUGCUCAAGCUAGGAAAGGAAAAGACAUCCAGGGGAUCCCUUGGAAUAGGCUUAGCAUCACUAGAGAGAAAUACCGGCAAACUAGGCUAGAACAAUACAAGAACUAUGAAAACAUCCCUCAUUCCGGAGAGGGGUCAGGAAAGGAUUGCCAAGUUACCAAGAAAGGAGGCACAUACUAUGAGUUCAGACGGAAUUCGAGAUCUGUGAAGUCAACCAUUCUUCAUUUUCAGUUGAGGAACUUGGUUUGGGCUACCUCAAAGCAUGAUGUCUACCUUAUGUCUGAUUUUUCUGUCAUCCAUUGGUCCUCCUUAACCUGUAGCAAAUCUGAAAUUCUCAAUGUCUCAGGGCAUGUUGCACCAUCAGAGAAACAUCCCGGGAGUCUGUUGGAGGGAUUUACUCAGACUCAAGUGAGUACUCUUGCUGUAAAAGAUAAGUUGCUUGUUGCCGGAGGGUUCCAAGGAGAACUUAUUUGCAAGCAUCUAGAUCGGCCUGGAGUUAGUUUUUGUUCCAGGACGACUCGUGAUGAUAAUGCCAUCACCAAUGCUGUUGAGAUCUACGUCAGCUCCAGUGGUGCAGUUCGCUUCACGGCUUCAAAUAAUGACUGUGGAGUUAGAGACUUUGAUAUGGAGAAAUUUCAGCUUACUAACCACUUCCUAUUUCCUUGGCCAGUGAAUCAUACUUCUCUAAGUCCUGAUGGUAAACUCCUUAUAAUUGUUGGAGACAACCCAGAUGGUAUGAUGGUGGACUCCCAAACUGGAAAGACAGUUAUGCCCUUGUGUGGGCACUUAGAUUUCUCAUUUGCAUCAGCGUGGCACCCUGAUGGUGUCACUUUUGCUACUGGAAACCAGGACAAAACCUGCCGGGUUUGGGAUGUCCGAAAUCUAUCCAAGUCAGUAGCUGUUCUUAAGGGCAACCUUGGAGCCAUUCGGUCGAUCCGCUAUACUUCUGAUGGCCAGUAUAUGGCAAUGGCAGAACCCGCUGACUUCGUGCACGUGUAUGAUGUGAAAAAUGGGUAUGAGAAGGAACAGGAGAUUGAUUUCUUUGGAGAGAUAUCCGGCAUAUCAUUUAGUCCGGACACAGAGUCUCUUUUUAUCGGAGUGUGGGAUCGUAAAUAUGGUAGUCUCCUUGAUUAUGGCCGAUGCCGAAACUUGCAAUGACCAGAACCACCUGUUCAUUAAUAUGUAAACAGAAAACGAGAACAUGUUUUAUAUGCCGGUUCCUAAAGUUUCAGUGUUUCAAUCGCCCGAUUUUAAUUUACUCCCUCGGAUUUUAAAUUCAACUUUUAA
Molecule: messenger RNA, 1683 nt
Organism: Alnus glutinosa
Lineage: Eukaryota; Viridiplantae; Streptophyta; Magnoliopsida; Fagales; Betulaceae
Exons: 10
Coding region: 244-1554 (436 amino acids)
Molecular function (GO): protein binding
Source: RefSeq, a predicted model, not a curated record